UCGUUCUGUCGUCACGUAUUGUUUUGUUUUCUUUCAUUUACGUUUAUAAUUAUGAAUUUUUUGUCGUGUUUUUCUGCUAAUUAAACUGCGGACGAUUCCCUACUUAAUUGUUCUGGACGGACUAUGUUGUGAAGUGAACCGGGUUGGCUGGUUUUGUGUCGGUUUUUAUUAUUUAUAAAAGAAUGAUGAUGGACCAGGCGCAUUUCGGCGAGUAUCUGCUGCGGCAGCAAAUGUUACAUGCCGCUUCUCUGAGUGGAUUACAACACCGCAUAGGGGCGGAUGCGGAGCCGCCAGCGUGCGAAGCGCGACUUCUCAACGGCGACCUCUGGAGGAGAUUUCAUGACAUCGGUACCGAAAUGAUCAUCACCAAGGGCGGAAGACGUAUGUUUCCAUCGCUUCGCAUCUCGCUAGCUGGUCUCGACCCUCGAGAGGAGUACUGCGUCCUAUUGGAGUUAUCUCUUGUCGGACGCCGGCGUUGGCGGUGGGCGGGCGGCGCGUGGGCCGCAGCGGGCGGUGCCGAACCACAGUCCCCGCGAAGACUUAUGCUACACCCAGAUUCACCUGCCCCCGGACAUCACUGGACGGCCAACCCCGUCUCCUUCAGCAAAUUGAAGCUAACAAACAACACCAUGGACGCCCAGGGACACAUGGUACUUACUUCAAUGCAUAAGUAUUGUCCUCGGGUCCUGGUUGUGCGCGCACGAGAUGCAGCAGCGCUGGCGUGGGGUGCUCCUCAUGCAGCCUUCUCCUUCCCUGAGACUGAGUUCAUCGCCGUCACUGCUUAUCAGAAUGACCGAAUAACGAAACUGAAGAUAGAUAACAAUCCAUUUGCAAAAGGAUUCAGAGCCUGUGGUCAAUCCAAGUGCAAAAGAAAGAGCAUUGAGAGUGCUAAUGAAAACAGUUCAGAGCCACCUGGCGGUGAGGCGAGUGAACCUAAGCGACCUUGUUCCGAUGCUGCUUCUUCGUGUUCAGAAGAAGGCAGUCUACGGUCGUCUUCGCCACGAUCACCUCCCCUAGUGGAAUCGCCUACACCUCUCAUUGCUCCGCCAGAAAACAUAAGUCCUCCACCUGCGGCGUUCUACCACCCAGAGUUGCCAUACUUAGGGUCCAUGCAUUUACCUAUGCCGUUAGGCUUGUGGCCUGGUAGUGCUAUGAGCAAUGGCCUCACUUGGGGUCCUAUAGCACCUCCUCCUCCACCACACGUACCUUCACCAAAAGUGGCAGACCCAGCGCCUUGUCGUCGCCUGAAAAGUUUCACAAUAAGCGCACUACUAGGAGAGGGUUGAUUAUUAAAUAAGAUACAUUGUAAAGUUUAUUUUGUAUGAAACACAUUUUAAAGGGUACUAUUUCGUAUGGCCACCUGCUGUUUGGCAGCUUUGGUAGAUUUACCAGCUUAAUUAAUAAACAAAAAUAUAUUGUUUAUACCUACGCUAGUAGAUAAGAAUUAGGCGGGAAGUCGCAAUAAUGUCACUGUAAACUAUUAAGAAAUUCUCAAUUUGUUGUAAUUAAUAUAAUUAUCUAAACAUAAGACAAACUACCUCGUUUUAGAAAAAUACUAUUUAUGUGAUAGCAGUGCCUUAUAAAUAUAUGUAAAUAGGAAGUAUGUUCACUAUAAAAAUGAUCUUGAUUAAAAGCGCUUUAAUACAGUGUUUAUUAUUAUUUAAAUUUUACAUUCUAUGAUGUUUCAAAUACUUAAGUUUUCGUUCUCUAUAGCAUAUUUGUGAAAUUUGCCGUUAAUGUACAUAGUUCCGAAUAUCAUUUCGGUAAAAUCCCGAAACAGGAAUUAAUUUUAUCUCAAAACUUAUUUUUAAUUUUUAAACCAAUGUACUUAGUAGUUGACAGUUUGAUUUAAUUAAGAAAUUUUACAAAUUUAUUUCCAUUUCAAACACAAAUUGUUAGUAUUUUUAUUAAAUUGUCAAUGC
Bombyx mandarina (wild silkworm) is the source of this 1922-nucleotide messenger RNA. RefSeq names its product Dorsocross1 (gene Doc1). Lineage: Eukaryota; Metazoa; Arthropoda; Insecta; Lepidoptera; Bombycidae. Gene Ontology annotation, biological process: regulation of transcription by RNA polymerase II; cell fate specification; positive regulation of DNA-templated transcription. Gene Ontology annotation, molecular function: DNA-binding transcription factor activity, RNA polymerase II-specific; RNA polymerase II cis-regulatory region sequence-specific DNA binding. The record is from RefSeq and is a predicted model, not a curated record. Gene Ontology annotation, cellular component: nucleus; chromatin.